Molecule: messenger RNA, 249 nt
Organism: Cooperia oncophora
Lineage: Eukaryota; Metazoa; Nematoda; Chromadorea; Rhabditida; Trichostrongylidae
Source: the annotation of a GenBank genome assembly
AUGUUCAAGAGCUUUACGAUAAUCGGUGCAGAAAAUCUGAAACCGGUUGACUAUGGAGCCGGUGUGUUGUCGUUCCUGUUGGUUGCUUGCGGUGGUGCACUGAUAGGUCUCGUUGCCGCAUUCAUUGUUAGCUUUAUAACAAAAUAUACAAAUCAGGUCCGAAUCCUUGCACCAGUGUUUAUUUUUGUCAUUCCUUAUAUGGCAUAUCUCACGGCUGAAAUAACUUCUCUGUCGUCGAUUAUUGCGUGA